Scomber scombrus (Atlantic mackerel) is the source of this 1709-nucleotide messenger RNA. RefSeq names its product RFNG O-fucosylpeptide 3-beta-N-acetylglucosaminyltransferase (gene rfng). The transcript has 9 exons. Gene Ontology annotation, molecular function: O-fucosylpeptide 3-beta-N-acetylglucosaminyltransferase activity. Gene Ontology annotation, cellular component: Golgi membrane. Lineage: Eukaryota; Metazoa; Chordata; Actinopteri; Scombriformes; Scombridae. Bases 367 to 1611 code for a protein of 414 amino acids. Gene Ontology annotation, biological process: regulation of Notch signaling pathway; pattern specification process. The record is from RefSeq and is a predicted model, not a curated record.
UGUUCGUACCUCUUCUUCAUAUCGUCCUGAACGCUAAACAAGGCCGUAGGUCAGAUCCUGGAGGACAGAAGAGGAACAAGGAAAACUUUAAAGUUUAAACAGCGGAACAUAAAGGAAAAGACUGAGUGGAGCAGCCGCUGCGUCCGGCGGUAUUCAUCAUUCAACUGCGUCCAAACUGACGAUUGUUUUUCCAAGUAAGCUAGCAGGGUUAUUGCUGUAUGCUUCCCUGAGGUUCCCACACUCACUCAAAAGUGUUACAUUGGAAAAAAAGAAGUGAAAUGUGUUCUGUGAUAUCUCAUGGGUUCCAUGUGAUGGUGUGAGGAUGGGACAGGGUGGAGUUGGCAGUGACUGCAGCCCUGGAGGCUGAUGAACCUGCUCCAUCGGCCCGUCAGGAUGCACAUAGCUUCAGUGGGUGUCAGUAAGUUCUGCUUCCUAUUUUCCCUCGUCUUCUGUGGCCUCCUGCUUCUGCUCAUCCCGGCACUCCAGCCCCAAGCUCGCCAUGUGGACCUGCCUCAUCCCCGACCCCGGGUCAGACCUGCACAGGCGGGCAAGGCCUCAACCUACACCUCACAGCACAGUGGGGUUCCUGCAGUGUCCAGCCAUGUCGGGGACACUGACUGGACCACAGGACUGAACAGGAGCUCGGUGUUGCAGGGGGAGACUGAAAUGAACAUAAAUGAUAACCACAAUGACAAAAAAGGCACAGACUCCAAAAGAAACCCAGAAAGAGGGGCUCCACAUCGAGGGAAGGUUGGAGGGCUUUCAAGCUCCAGGUCACGGGACGUGUUAGAGUUAAAGGACAUUUUUAUUGCAGUGAAGACCACCAGGAAGUACCACAAGUCCAGACUGGAGCUGCUGAUUCAGACCUGGGUUUCCAAAGCUAAAGAACAGACCUACAUAUUCUCUGAUGGUGAAGACAAAGAGUUGCGGAUGAGAACAGGAGCUAACAUCAUCAACACAAACUGCUCAGCAGCUCACACCCGACAGGCUCUCUGCUGCAAGAUGUCUGUAGAGUACGACAAAUUCAUCGAGUCUCAGAAAAAGUGGUUCUGCCAUGUGGAUGAUGAUAACUAUGUGAUCCUGCCCAGUCUUCUGCGGCUGCUCUCCUUCUACCACCACAGCCAGGACGUUUACUUGGGUCGACCCAGUCUGGAUCAUCCCAUAGAGGCUGCAGAGAGGGUGAAGAGUGACGGAUCGGUGUCGGUCAAGUUCUGGUUUGCUACAGGUGGAGCCGGUUUCUGUAUCAGCAGAGGUCUGGCUCUGAAAAUGAGCCCGUGGGCCAGUUUGGGGAAUUUCAUCAGCACAGCAGAGAAGAUCCGACUCCCAGACGACUGCACCAUCGGCUACAUCAUCGAGGCGCUGUUGGAGGUCACUUUAACACACACACACCUCUUCCACUCCCACCUGGAGAAUCUACAGAAGCUGCCCACCGACACUGUGCUGGAGCAGGUGACUCUCAGCUACGGAGGCUUUGAGAACAGAAGAAAUGUGGUCAGCAUUGUUAGAGGCUUUUCACUGGCUGAAGACCCAACAAGGUUUAAGACAGUCCACUGCCUUCUGUAUCCAGAUACUGACUGGUGUCCAAAGCUCAAACCUCGCCACAAAAACUGAAAGUGGCUGUGUUUUUAUCCUGCUAAACCUUUAUCCCACUGCCUCACCCUUCAUUCACGCCAUGUGGUGGAUGCCUUCACUGAAGGGCACACUCAUUU